CUUUGGACAACGUUCAGGAGAAGGUCAGCAAUUUCCCAUUCUCCAUGCAGCCUGCAUCAAGCUUCCCGGAUAAGCAAUUUGCUGACACGUGCUCUACCAAUAGUGGAUUUCCGAGGUUCUUCACUUCUGCCAAGGUCUACCUAUCAUCCUCGUCGGCUGCAAGAAGGAUCUGCGUUACGACGCUAAGACGAUCGAGGAGCUACGUAAGACCAGCCAAAAGCCCGUCUCUCCUGAAGAGGUAAGUUCUCAUCUCAGCCUUGCUUUGCUGUAUCUGGGUGGCGUCUCGAUACGAGACGACCAGUCCUAUAACAGCCUCGCCUCCCAUUAUAUAUAUGUAACGUAGUUGCUAAGCUCUCGUAGGGUGAGGAUAUCCGUAAGAAGAUUGGCGCCUACAAGUACCUUGAAUGCUCGGCCAAGACGAACGAGGGUGUCCGGGAGGUUUUCGAGCAUGCCACCCGCGCUGCCCUGCUGUCCCGCAAAGGACAGAAGAAGCACUCUAAGUGCUUAGUCCUUUAAACAAUAUACACGGCUUUUAUGAUACCUUCGACUUACCGUCGUAAUCCAUCGUCGUCCUUCUAGGUUCAUUCCACGGACGGGAUACGCAGAUGACAAGGGGCUUUGGACGGACUGGAAGGGUUGGACCGCCUACGCGCCAUAGUCUCGGCUGGAGUUUGAUUCGUCUGCUCGCAAUUGCUACUUCGGCCGGCGUGCAACUCAGGACAGCUUUCACGUGUCUCCCAUAUUUACAAAGGGAGUAUAUUGGUGACGGAGUAGCGGGUAUCAUUGUACUUGAAUUCCCAAACGGAUCGAGAGGAGGAGGGGAUAGGCAAACUUUGCUGCCGUUAGAGAGUGUGGGUGGUGUGUUGUGAGUGGUAUGUGUGUCAAGAUUGGCGAGACAACCCCAGAGAAUACGGCUAUAUCAUAAAUCUUCUCCUUUUUACUGCUCUUGAUAAUUCCCGCGUCAGGUCAAACCAGGGAGUGGACAUUUGUUGUGCAGGGGCUACUCUUUCUACCUGUCUUUUUUCCCAAUCAUACUCCUUACUAAUAUCCUGAUGUCCUGCCGGUCUCUACCUUGUGUGUCUGAUGAGUUCUUUCUGCUGCUGCGUGUCCGUAUAAGUCACCAGUGUUGUGAGAAGCUUCCAUGUAGCCUAUAGCUGUACGAUACCGCCCGUUUUAGGAGAGUUCCCUGAAGGGCUCGCCGAAGUGACUCAGACGAGGUCUUGGUAUUGUAGUCUGACGUGGAUUGUAGCCGCAUUGGAGAUGGUCAUGUGAGAUUGAUUCAGGAUGUCAUAUUAGGGACGUAUGUAGUGCCUAGCUGAUUCAUGA
Annulohypoxylon truncatum is the source of this 1326-nucleotide messenger RNA. RefSeq lists its product as uncharacterized. Lineage: Eukaryota; Fungi; Ascomycota; Sordariomycetes; Xylariales; Hypoxylaceae. The record is from RefSeq and is a predicted model, not a curated record. Bases 606 to 869 code for a protein of 87 amino acids. The transcript has a single exon.